GCGACUUACCUGAUGCUCGUUGAUGAGAUGAAUCGCGAUCCGUGAAGUUCGGAAUGCCGCGCUGCUCGAACGACAUAUCGUUCCAGAAAGAUGAACCAGCUGUGCAAGGUUUGCGGAGAGCCAGCGGCCGGUUUCCACUUUGGUGCUUUUACCUGCGAGGGAUGCAAGUCCUUUUUUGGAAGAACGUACAACAACAUCAGCUCAAUAUCAGAGUGCAAAAACAACGGAGAAUGUGUGAUCAACAAAAAAAAUCGAACUGCAUGCAAAGCCUGUCGUCUGCGAAAAUGUCUUUUAGUAGGUAUGUCCAAAAGCGGGUCUCGUUAUGGUCGUCGAUCGAACUGGUUCAAAAUCCACUGCCUCCUUCAAGAACAACAACAGGCUGGUGUCAAUAUAGCGGCGGCGGCUAACCUACUUCGUCCACAUCCUUACCUUACACCAUUGUUUCAAAAUUCCGUCCCAAGAACCGCUUCCAGAGAGACUAAGAGUUCAGAAUCCGAUAGUGGUGCUUCGUCGGCUGAUAUAGAAGAAGAAGUUCGUUCAUCUAGUGCAUUUAGUUAUUUGAAACCUACCAAUGAUCGUGAUUAUUAUACAAUGAAAAAACUACCGUCACCGGCCAGUGAUAGCGAGUGUUUUGACAGACGGAAAUUUAUUAGUGCUUUAGUUAACGCUCCCUCAGUUUCUCCGGCGUCACUUCCCUCUAUUUCUCCUAGCGGGGGUUUUUCUAAAUGGUUACCCCCACUUCAUGGAUUUACAGAUCCUUCAUCGUGGAAAGAUCUGUGGACUAGAGGACCUUUCACAACUGUAUCUUCUGCACCGGAUCAGGUAGAACCCAUUGAUUUAUCAUUGAAAACACCAGAGUUAGUGACGACGAUACCAUCUUCUGAGAGUGAUCAAGAACUUUGUAUAGAUGUUGGCGUUGAUGAACCUUUAAAACCUGUGCCUUUAGACUUGACUUUAGACAGACCGGCCACUGAUGUGACUAACUGAAAUUUCAAUCAAUGAGGUUGUGAUUUUUGUUUCUUGUUGUACUCGUAUUAUCAUUUGUAGUUGUAUAAUUGUUCCUUUAAAUUGCAUCACUGUACAAUAAUGCUCAAAUUUUUUUACUUUCGCUGGCUACUGUAGUCAAUAUAAUUUGACAUGUGCCUUACUGGAA
Molecule: messenger RNA, 1153 nt
Organism: Zophobas morio
Lineage: Eukaryota; Metazoa; Arthropoda; Insecta; Coleoptera; Tenebrionidae
Gene: Eg
Product: protein embryonic gonad-like
Exons: 3
Coding region: 91-987 (298 amino acids)
Biological process (GO): regulation of transcription by RNA polymerase II
Cellular component (GO): chromatin; nucleus
Molecular function (GO): zinc ion binding; estrogen response element binding; nuclear receptor activity
Source: RefSeq, a predicted model, not a curated record